UUCUCAAUAGACUGCCAUGGUAAAACCCUAUAUUCAUUGGUAGUCACCACAUAUCAUCUAAUAUCCUAUACGUGAUAUUAAAGCUCUGGAGUCCUUCUUUCGAAUUUCUAUUGAGAUUGUAAUUAUGUGUAAUAAUUAUGCAUCCUAGACCCCAUUCGGCCAAGUUGCACUAGGUAUAGGAGAGAUUGUGACCUCUUUGUUAGGUGUCUGACACAUCCCCACCCCCUCACUUAGAUAAGUGACAAAGAACAAACAGUGCAUCUGGUUAUAUAAAGCUAUACAAUAUGCUCCAUUCUAUGACCUCACCCGUAUGUGAGCACGAUUGCUCCUAUCACGGCGUUGUACAAGCAGAACGUAUCCAGUACAAUGAAUCUCCCUGCGCUUGAAGGCCCUAGGAUUGGUCCAUUCGAUGUGCUUGGAUCGGGAUUCAGUAUCAAAUUUUUAGAUAAGCUUGGAGAAGGAAGUCAUGCAGUUGUGUGGAAGGUUGAGAUCAAUGGUCUUGUCUACGCAAUCAAGAUGUUUAACAACUACAAAGUCUCGGACUUUACAUAUCAAAUGGAGUUGGCCUUGCUCUACAAACGUGGUAUUACAGAUAGCCAAAUCCUGGACUCUAUGGAUCCAUUCAACAACGAAUGUAGAGCCUAUGGCCGCAUUUGUGAGGCAAAUUUAACACAUAUAGCAGCGAAGUGCUAUGGUUAUCUUUUCCUUAGCUACCAGGUGGAUAGAUCUUCAGACGAAGAUGAGGAUGAUCCACGUCAGCUGGCAUGGACGAGAACAGAAACAUUGAAACGCGAUGAGUCUACCAAAAGGGUUCCGAUUCGAGCAAUUGUCAAGGAGUAUAUCGAGUCAGAGCAUGCCUUCACGCCAAGAAUGAUCCCUAGGAUGCUUCGCAAUAUAAAGAAUCUUCAUAAGCAUGGAAUUGUUCAUCAAGAUAUACGUUCAGCAAACUACAAAGAUGGACUUCUGGUCGAUUUUUCAUGCGCCAUGACUGUACCCCAUUACCUCCUCGACAUAGAAUUAGGCCACGUCUCGAAAGAGUUCAUCUAUGCCUACGAAAUAUCCGAUGCACAAGAUUUUGAUCAUAUGAUUGCUGAGUGGAAUGAUCGAAAUCGAGUACAGAUAUGGCACAGAUUUCUUCCCAAUUUUCUGUAUUGCAACCGACUACGAUCUCAACAGGUUGUUGCUGAAAAGACCGAAGGACCUGAAUAUGAUGUCCAUAUUACUCGUCUAAUAGCUCUUUCAAAGAGAGCAGAUGAAUGGAAUGAAAAGGUUAGCGGGCGGAUAAAGUGGCACGCGGCCGACUAUGAUUGGAGACAUGGCAUGGUGAAUCCAAAAUAGAACAUCAUAAAAAAAGGAUUCAAAAAAGCAUAGCUUGCUAGACCGUCAUGGUGAAGUUCGCACCACGCCCCCUAUGGACGUUGUAGUGUUCUGGUCAACAAGCAUUUCUGUCAUAAUACCGUCAUUCGGCUUUUCCGUCGGUCGCUUUCAGUUCAUCCUCAAGGAUUUUCAAAGUACGAAAAGCCCGGAGCGGUCCAUUAGGAUUGACGAGGCCAUCAGGAUCCCGAAUUGUCUCCAUAUCGACUUUGUUCUUUGCAGUGGUAUCCUCACCCGGUCGGAUCGUGACGACUUGUGGCUUCACGUCAGGCUCUUCACCACUCGCUAAACCGCGAUCCACGUUGAUCUCAUUGACGCUCUUGACCUCGUCGAAAGCACCGGAGAUACCGCUGGGCUCCUCCGGCAGGUGGAAGAAUGGAAGACCAGCAUCUGCGUAGGCUGACUCCGAGAUGGGGCACUCGGGAGGCUUCUGUCCCGUGAUGUCGCGGAACAUCGUGGUUGUCAGGAUAUGUACUGAAAUCGCAAUGGUUGAGGCUGGAACCCAGAUUUGAGGGUCCAUUUCGUCUUUCUGAAUUACUUGUUUGAUCUUUCCACCUGCAGCUACGCCCAUGGGUCCGUACCAACCGCCGCCUCGGAGUCGCAGCACCAAAUGUAUCACGGAGUCCUGGGUUAAUGAAUUAGUGUCCAUGUUUCUUAACCGUUGUGAAAAUUCGAG
Molecule: messenger RNA, 2050 nt
Organism: Xylaria bambusicola
Lineage: Eukaryota; Fungi; Ascomycota; Sordariomycetes; Xylariales; Xylariaceae
Product: kinetochore Sim4 complex subunit FTA2-domain-containing protein
Exons: 2
Coding region: 367-1338 (323 amino acids)
Biological process (GO): protein phosphorylation
Molecular function (GO): ATP binding; protein kinase activity
Source: RefSeq, a predicted model, not a curated record